Dryobates pubescens (Downy woodpecker) is the source of this 1828-nucleotide messenger RNA. It is a transcript of the gene ECHS1, whose product is annotated as enoyl-CoA hydratase, short chain 1. Gene Ontology annotation, biological process: fatty acid beta-oxidation. Gene Ontology annotation, cellular component: mitochondrion. The transcript has 9 exons. Lineage: Eukaryota; Metazoa; Chordata; Aves; Piciformes; Picidae. The record is from RefSeq and is a predicted model, not a curated record. Gene Ontology annotation, molecular function: enoyl-CoA hydratase activity. Bases 1 to 1827 code for a protein of 608 amino acids.
AUGCCACCGCUCCGCCGCACCUGGCAGAGGGACAGCCCCGCCGUCAGCCGCCGCACCGGGAUGCGCGCCUGGGGCGUCUGCCGGGGACGCGCACGCCUGUGUCGCUCACGCGUGUGCGCUGGGUGUGCGCGUAUGUCGCUCGCGCGUGUGCCCGGGGUGCGCACGCGUGGCUGGUCGGCGUGCUCGGAACGCGCUCGCCUGUCCCUUAUGCGUGCGUGCCGCUCGUGCCGUGUGCCCCGGGUGCACGCGCGCGUGUCCCUCACGCGGCAGCCCACGGGUGACACGAACCCGCGCGGACGAAGCGCGCUCACGGGCGGGUGCGUGCGGCGCCGGCACCCGCACCCGCACCAGCCGCCGAGCAAGCGCCGCCGAGCCGAGCCGAGCCCUGCCGAGCCGAGCCCUGCCGAGCCGAGCCCUGCCGAGCCGAGCCCUGCCGAGCCGAGCCCUGCCGAGCCGAGCCCUGCCGAGCCGAGCCCUGCCGAGCCGAGCCCUGCCGAGCCGAGCCCUGCCGAGCCGAGCCCUGCCGAGCCGAGCCCUGCCGAGCCGAGCCCUGCCGAGCCGAGCCCUGCCGAGCCGAGCGCCGUUCGCAAGCACACCGAGGCGCGUUACCCUCUCCCGCCCCUGGCACCCCCUCCACCCCGCCCCGGGGCACGGUCACCCGCACCCCCGCCAGCCACCCCCGGCACCACGCCGGCCGUCCCCGCUCUCGGGGCUCACCGGGCCUGGGGCUGCCGCUGGGCUCGCUCCGCUCCGCUCCUCCCCGGCCGCGCUCCCGCCGCCGCGUUCCCGCUGCCAGGCAGACUCCACACUGCCGCCGCGGGGACCCGGCGCGGGAUACCACCCCUCACCCCCCCCAUCCCCCGCCCCCGGCGGCGCGACCAAUGGGAAGAGGGGCUCGGGGGGCGGGGCGGCGUCGGCCAAUGGGCGCGGCGCGGGGGCGGGGCCGCUUCGCCGCCGUGCUCCGACAUGGCCGCCUCGCUGCGCGGGCUCCUGCGGCCGGCGGCCGCCCAGGCGCUGCUGGGGGCGCGGCGCUGCAGCGCCGGGAGCCAGUUCCAGUACCUGGCAGUGCAGAAGACAGGGGCACGGCAGAGCGUGGGCCUGAUCCAGCUGAACCGGCCGCAGGCGCUCAAUGCCCUUUGCGAGGGGCUGAUGGAGGAGCUGCGCCGGGCACUGGAGGCCAUGGAGAACGACCCCCAGGUGGGGGCCAUCGUCAUCACCGGCAGCCAGAAAGCCUUUGCAGCCGGCGCCGACAUCAAGGAGAUGCAGAACAAAACCUUCCAGGAGUGCUACAGCAGUGGCUUCCUCUCGGGCUGGGACAAGCUCGCCACCGUCCGCAAGCCUGUGAUCGCCGCCGUCAACGGCUACGCCCUGGGCGGCGGCUGCGAGCUGGCCAUGAUGUGCGACAUCAUCUACGCCGGGGAGAAGGCGCAGUUCGGCCAGCCUGAGAUCCUGCUGGGCACCAUCCCGGGCGCCGGAGGGACGCAGAGGCUGACCAGGGCGGUGGGCAAGUCGCUGGCGAUGGAGAUGGUGCUGACCGGGGAGCGGAUCUCGGCGGCGGAGGCGAAGGAGGCAGGGCUGGUCAGCAAGGUCUUCCCCGUGGACAAGCUGCUGGAUGCUGCCGUCGCCUGCGCCGAGAAGAUCGCCGGCAACUCCAAGCUGGUGGUGGCCAUGGCCAAGGAGUCAGUCAAUGCUGCCUUCGAGACGACGCUGGCGGAGGGAGCCAGGACGGAGAAGAGGCUUUUCUAUGCCACCUUUGCCACGGCUGACCGCAAGGAGGGGAUGACAGCCUUCGUGGAGAAGCGCAAGGCCAGCUUCACCGACAGCUAGA